AUGCCGAAGGCUGUUGUCACGCUGACCAUUGUGAAGGCGGAGGCCCUCGUCGCGCUCAACCCUGGCGGCACGUCGAACCCGUUCUUCACUGCCACGAUCGGUGCCCAGAGCGUGACGACGCCGGUGGUGUGCAAGACAGUGAACCCGGCCUUCAACACGACCUUUACUUUCUACGGCUGCCCGCUUCCGGCCAUGUUAACGCUGCGCGCCUUCAAUAGGAUCCAGUUUGUCGACAUCGAGGACCCGCUCGGCACCGCCACGGUCACCCUCUUCGACGUGCAGCCGGAGACGACGAAGGUGGUUCAGCUCAGCCACGGCGGCGUCGCGGCGCUGGCGCAACGCGCACUCAACGGGUGCGGCGCGGUUACCAUCACCUACAGCGUCGCGCCGAUGCCCGCUGAGGAGGAGGACGACCCCGCCGUGGAAAAGUCGGCGUCGAAGCCGAGCAGCCUGCCUUUUUCCACCGCCGCGCCUAUAUCCGUGCCCGCUGCCCACAACAUUGAUGGCACCGGCCCGGUGUCUAUUCCCGUUGCCCCAGUCCCGCGUGAGGGCGCCGCCGGCACGCUGGGCUCCGUCACGCACGGCAGCAGCAGCAGCCUGCUCGCCUCCGACCCCAGUGCCACGAACCCGGCCGCGACCACCGCGAGACUGAAGCCGACCGAGGGUGCGACGGCCGCUGCCAUGGAGGGCGCCGCCCCGUCUUUCCUGGUGCUUGGUGCGACGCCGCAGCAGAUAAGCCAGCUUACGCCGCCCAGGCUCACGCCUGCUCAGCCGCCGGCGACCGCCACCUACCUCGUGCCGCAGGUAGCCCCACCCCCGUCGUCUCCCGCCACUAUGAACAUGUCCAUGAAAACGGUGCCGACGAACGGGUACGAGAGCUACGCUGUGCAGGGCGCGAAGCUGCCGCCGCCGAUGCCCGAGGAGGCCGCCGCCGCCGAUCAGGUGCCGCCAUCCAUGUCAGCGGAGUCUUACUAUGCGAACAACACCGCCCACAACGCCUCCGCGGCGCCGCCAUCGAGAACCGCUGACGCGCAGUCUUUGGGCAGCCUCUCGAUGCUUCCGGUGGCGCCCAACAUCCCAGCCUCAACUCGCUUCGCCUCCCUGCAGGAGUCCACGAGUGCCGCGCUUUCCUUUGAUGCCCAGCAGCAGACGGCGUCCGCCAGCUCCCUGUACACCAGCGCAGCACAGGCCCCGGCCACGGCGUCGCAAGCGAAGCUGCUGGUGAUACCACCGCACAUCAACGGUACCGUGACUCCGACGUUCUUCCACGGCUCACAAGCCUCGUCUCUCGAGGUCUCGCGCCUCCCCUCCGCCGCCCAGCUCAUGGCUUCUACGAGAAACCCAAGCGACAGCUUUCCUGCGCACGCCCCACCACCGCCACUGGCUGGCGCGCUUCCGGUGGCGACGGCACCUCAGUCGCCGCCACUUGGCUCGAGCACGACCAGCAGCCUUCGCUCCACCCCCGCUGCGCACUCUGCGCACAGACGCCACAGUGCUGUUCACUUCGCGGGCAGUCCGUUUCCUGCCGAGAACUUCGCUGCACCUUCGUCCGCGUCGACCUGUGCUGCUGCUCGCCGUGGUGUCGCACCGGUGUCCGCGACCGCCGGCCUGCAGCAAAGCUCUGGCGCUGGCGCCGCCUUUCCCAGCGGUGCCGACCGCUGCGCCACCUACGCAUCGGCGUCUGCGGCCAGCGGCACCACCUCGCCGAGGCGCCGCAAUCCCCGCAGCGAGGCCGAGCCCGGCGCCGAGGCAUCCGCCAUUACAUCUGCCUCGCAACUCUACGCUGACAAGGAGUACCUGUUUGAGGUCGCCGCCACGGGUGCUGACGUCGAGGUGUUCCAGAGGCUCCGCGAAGUCGAUCCCACCCUCACGAACGGCUUCCUCGAGUGCUUGGACUACUCGGGCCGUAGCCUUCUGCACAUCGCGGCGUGGAAUGGACAGCUGCGCGUGCUGCAGAUCCUGCUGUGCCCCCAGCCCGCCGAGCCGAUGAUUGACCUGCGCUCUGUUGUGGCGGCGAAGAGUGGCAACACGAUUUUGCACGCGGCAGCGUGUGGCGGUCAGGCCGAGGUGGCGCAGUGGUUGCGCUACUCGCACCCCACGGCUGGUCCGCUGCUGCUGUCGAUGCACAACGCCCGCAGCAUGACGGCGGCUGAGUGCGCCAUGGAGGCAGGCUUUCCGCAUGUGGCACGCCUGCUGAUGCCUAACUGA
Leishmania mexicana MHOM/GT/2001/U1103 is the source of this 2208-nucleotide messenger RNA. RefSeq lists its product as hypothetical. NCBI's taxonomy places the organism in Eukaryota, Euglenozoa, Kinetoplastea, Trypanosomatida, Trypanosomatidae. Bases 1 to 2208 code for a protein of 735 amino acids. The transcript has a single exon. Gene Ontology annotation, molecular function: protein binding. The record is from RefSeq and is a predicted model, not a curated record.